AUGUUAUUACAAGGAUCUUAUCCUGGAGUUGAUCAAUUAAUCAAAUAUCCUUCUUCUUUUAAAAUGAGACCAAGUCUUAUAAAACUUACUCAAGCUUUCUGGCUACUUGAUCAUGAAGACUAUCAUGGUUUUCUGGAUAUGAUGACUGGUCAAUUAGUUAGUGAUUCUGAUGUCAAAGAUUGGCAUCAUAAACUUGUAUUAAAGACACUGAUAAGGAGCAGUCAACAUAAAUUAGCUUUGAUGUAUCUACGUAUAAAAAAACCACCUUUGUCAUCAAUUCAAGAUAAAAGUACAUUGAUAAGUUUAUCAGUAGAACAUGGAUUAGUUCAAUCUGCUUUUCAUCGCAGACCACAAUCACAUUAUACACAGUUACUUAUGUGCUUCUUUCAAGCUUGUAAAAAUUAUGAUAAACUCGGAGAUAUUUUACAUUUGGCUCUAGACUCCGAAGAGGAAGAAAUGUUUGUCAAAUUUCUGGAAGAUUCGAAAUCUGAAGAUAUAAAAUUAUUAUAUUAUUUACAGCGGUGUCGUUAUAUGGAAGCAAAUAGUGGAAAUUUGAAUAUAUGGUUCAAUUCUUCUGUCUCUAAAAAUAUGCAUACCGAUAUGUUAAACGCCUAUAAUGCAACUUUACCUGAUGUGGUGAAGCGAUUUUCUGUAAGCAUAAAUAAAACAAAUUUAGAUGCAGGUUUAGAGUCUAGAUAUCCCAGACCCAUGACUCAUAAAAAAAGUUCUCAAAAAAAUUUAAAUAUUUAUGAAACAGUUAUUAAGAAAGCAAAAGAGACUUAUCUUAGAGAGGAAAAAUCUGUAAUUCCUUUUGUCACUGCUCCUUGGGCUACAUUAAAACCAAGUAACGAAAGAGUUAAUAUAAGCUGUGUAAUGACUCCUAAAAUAGUACAAAAUAAUAGAAAACGCACUUUAGAACAAGUUACACAUGAUGAAGAAGACAAUGAAAUGAAAACUCCAGAUAGAACAAAGCGUAGAAAGUUACUGGAUGAUGAUGAAACAGUUUUAAAUGCUGUAUUUAAUACUCCAUUGGUAAAACGAAAAAUAUCCAGUAAUAGAAAUACUCCGAUUGAAACUCCGCAUUCUAUUCUAAAAAUUCGGCAGCUUAUAAGAUCCUCAACUUCUCCAACUAUAGGUAGUUUACAAGAAGAAGUCAUGGACAAUUCUGUAUUAGAUAAAGAGCGUAAAGUUAAUCGACAGAUACGAUUCAAUAUUAGCCAAUCAAAGAAAAGUAGUUCUGAUGACGAGAUUAAUGGAAAAGAAGAUUUUUCUAAACUUAAUACUUCAGAAUUAAGUGAAGAAGUUUUUGAAAGUCCAACAGUGAGUGAAAAAUCUUCAAUUGAAAAUGCAAUCUUAUCAAAUAAUGAUUAUACUUGUAAAAAUGUUUACACAGCUCGACCUAGACCAAGUCUUAGAAGAACUUAUUUGCAAACAUCCACAGAAUCUAUAAACGAAUCUUUAACUAAUUAUUCAAAAUCAAGAAACUAUUGUUUAUCAAAAAUUCCUAAGGAACAGAAUACUAAUUGUAUUUUUGCGUCGACUCCUUUGAUAAAAAGUUCUAUUCCAGAAGAAUCACGAUAUAGUUCAAAAGAAUCUAUAAAUACAGAGAUCGAAAAAGAUAUUAUUCCAGAAAGUAAACUUUCAGAAAGUAUACAUCAAUCAAAUCAUUUAGAAUUAUGUGAUGAUGAAAAAUUAAAAAAUGAAAAAAAUAAUUAUAAAGAUCUUUCGAAGAACAAAGAGCAAUGUUAUCAAUCGUUUCGCGAUAAACCGAAUGAAUUUAUUCACGACGUUGAAGAAUAUACGAGUUCAAAGAAUGGUGAGCAUUUCGAUAUUACUGAUGAUGAGUCUUCGGAUAGUGAUAGUGAGAUAGUUUUAGUUCUUGAUGAAAUAGAGAGUAAACAAAAACAAGAAUCGAAAUCAAUACCUUCAGACACUAAUAAUAUUUAUGGUGAUUUAAAUAUUACAGAUGAUGAAUCUGAUUCUAAUAUGGAAGUACAAGAUACUCUUCAAAGAAGUGUUACAGCUUUAGAUAGACAAGAAAACAGCCAAAAAACAAGAAAGAACUCAGUCCAUGAUAUACCAGAAUGUACAAAUUCAAAAGAUAUUGUUAAUAUAUCUACUUUAAACUUAGAAGUUACACCUAGAAUAACCAGAUCACGUAGAGCUUCUUCCAUUACAAAAGAAAUCAAUUCAUCUCCUUUAAGUUCACCUUCUAAAGUUCCAUCAAAAACAUCACGGUCGAGACGAGCCAGUUCGCUUGUAAAAGAAGUAUUACUUGGAUCUAUGGUAUCUACAGAUGAAAAUAUUAAACAGACGAUCUCUUCUGGAUCAGAAGGAUUAUCCGAAAUGUCAACUCCAAAAAGAACUAGAGGUAAACGAGCAUCUUCUGUAACCAAAGAUGUUUCUAUAGAAACAGAAGGUGAAGAAGUCAAGAUUCCAAUAAGAAGAAGCAGUAGACGUUCUGCUUCAGUACAGAAAGAGCUAGAACCAGUAAAAUCUUUAUCAAAGAACGAUGAAAUAUUGUCAAUAUCUAAUAUAUCAACAGAAGAUAACAUGAAAAAAGUUCAAACAAAAACUACAAGUUCAAAGAUGAAACAAUCUUCUGGAGGAGCAAAAAAAUCGAAUGCAAACUCUUCUAAAUUAACAAAAGAAUAUAAAACAAAUGAACAAGAAAUAGAAGAAUCAAGUACUAUUAAAUCGUCAAGAAAACGUGGUAGUUCUGUAUCUAAGGAGACAAUUAGUCUAAUACAAACUCGGAGAACUAGUAAUGUAACUAAGGAAAUUAUUUCACAAGAAAUUGAAUCACCACUAGAAGGAAUAGAAGAGCAGUUUUUGGUAAAACAAGUAAUAAAUAGACCAACUGCGAAUACACGUAAUCGUAGAUCAUCGAUACAAUCAAUACCAGAAGAACUUGAAGAAAUUCUAAGUGUUCCAUCAAAAAAGAGAAUAUCUACUGCAAAUAAGAGGCAACAGAAUUCCCGAAUGAGAAGAGCUGCAAGCGUUGAUUUAUCACAAACAGAAAUAAAAAGAAAAACCAGAAGUACUCGGAGCAAAGGAAUCUUUGAAGAGACAAUAAUAGAAGAAGAAAUAAUAGAAACCACAAAUCCAGUAGACGAUUUUAAUAGUAAAGAAGUUGUUAUGAAAAAAAAGCGUACAACUUCAGAUUCCUCUAAUCAAAAAAUAGAUGGAUCAAGGAAAACUCGAAAAUCAAUAAAACAAGAUACUAAAGAUAAAGAAACUAACCAAUUUUUAUUUUCACAACCAGAGAAAACAAAAGAUCUACCAUUGGAUCAAAAAGCAAUUGGAGAAGUUCCAAAAUAUAUGUUUUCACCUCCCCAUACUAGAUCAAAAACUACGACUUCCGAUCUUCGUAGGUGGUUACUUUUCAAUUAG
Messenger RNA from Apis cerana (Asiatic honeybee), 3393 nucleotides. RefSeq names its product AT hook containing transcription factor 1 homolog (gene Elys). The record is from RefSeq and is a predicted model, not a curated record. NCBI's taxonomy places the organism in Eukaryota, Metazoa, Arthropoda, Insecta, Hymenoptera, Apidae.